Messenger RNA from Phyllotreta striolata, 2020 nucleotides. The record is from the annotation of a GenBank genome assembly. NCBI's taxonomy places the organism in Eukaryota, Metazoa, Arthropoda, Insecta, Coleoptera, Chrysomelidae.
UGAAGCUAUAAAAAAAAGAUAAGUUACAAAACGGCAAUAAAAGUAUGUAAUCAUUUUAUUUGCACACCAAAUUUUUGUACCUACUCAAAACGUGUAAAGUAAAUUUACGAAUAUUUAAGUAAAGCAUCAAUCGAGUAUCGUAGAGGAAACUGAAAAAUAUUGAAAAUAUUAGAAAUGGAAGAAGAACGCCCCAAAAUUUCGAAAAAACGCGACACGCUUUUCGUCUACUUCUGCGUUAUAUCUGGUCAUUUAUUGACUGUCUCGCUUGGAGCAUCGAUGGCUUGGACGUCCCCAGUUUUAACCAAACUAAACUCGAACAACACCGAUAUCAACCCGUUGGGAAGACCCAUAACAACCGUGGAGAUCUCCAUGUUAGCCGGAAUACCGUCAUUUACGAACACCCUCGGGCUCCUCCUGAUGCCCAAAUUCUCGGACCUAAUCGGCAGAAAGUCAUAUUUACUGUUCUGCGGCGUUGUAAUGUUACUCUCAGGCGUAGGCCUAAGCUUCAGCAGUGCCAGCAUCACUCUCAUGAUAAUCGCCAGGUGUUUGUUCAGCUUCACCGGGGCUUACACGGUGAUGGCGAUUUACGUGGCGGAAAUCACCGAGGAUCACAACAGAGGGAGGUUCGGCUGUUACUUGGGGAUAUUCCAUCAACUCGGGCAUCUCUUCGGCUACCUCGUCGGCCCGUUUUUCAGCAUUAAAUAUUUCAGUUUGAUCAUGACCGCGCCCGCUUUGAUAUUCGUUGUGGUGUUCCUAAUGGCGCCCGAAACGCCGAUAUAUUUGCUGAUUAGAGGUAAGGAAAGCGAUUGCAAAGAUUCGCUGAGGAAAUUGAGGAGGUACAAAAGCGACGAGGAGAUUGAAUUGGAAUUGAAGAAUAUGAAGGAGAAUCUCGGAACGGAGCGUAAAGGGAAGGUUGUGGAUUUGUUCAAAAAACGCGAAAACAUCCUAGCUUUGAUAUUCAGCCUUUUAGCGUUAUUGAUAAAAUUCUCUUCCGGUGUUACGGUAAUAUUCACGUUUCUAGCGCCCUUCUUCGACGAAGCAGGCACCAGUUUAUCAGGCGACAUGGUGGCCAUUCUAAUAGCCGUAUUCAAAAUAACAUUCUUCAUUAUAUCCUCGUUCGCGAUCGAGAAAUUCGGCCGAAGGAAACUCAUCCUGAUAUCUUCCGGCGGUACUGUCCUACCUCUAUUCUUCAUUGGCAUCUACUUCUACUUACAAAGCAUCGAUUCCUCGUUACUACCGCACCUUCAAUGGCUUCCUCUGACCGGUCUGAUACUCACAGUUUGUUUCUUCGGCAUCGGUUUGGGUCCUAUUCCUCAGGUUCUGAUAGCGGAAUUGCCACCGGCGGAGCUCAGAGCAGCUCUAACGGCUUUGGUACAUUCCACCGGUAACGUGGUGACUUUCGCUCUGACCUCCCUGUAUCCUCUGGUAUCGGAAAUGUACGGGAACCAAUGGUGCGUGUGGUGGUUCAGCUUGAAUUGCGCCGUCGGCGCCAUUUUGAUGUACUUCUUUCUACCGGAAACCAAGGGGAAGAGUUUCGAUGAGAUACAGGAGAUGUUGAAGAAUUAUUCCGAACUUAAAAUUCAAUAAUAUCGAAUCGGUGCGAAUUUUGGGUCGUAGUAAAGUGAAUAAUUUUUGUACAUUUAUCUGUAAUUUGAAACAAUGUAGAUUCAUUGUAGUUAGGUUUUUAUAUUCGCAAAUAAUAAUUUAGUGUAAUAAACGAAAUGGAACUUUGUACCUUACUGUCGGAAUAUUAGCUUCAAUUUGUGCAGAUUUGUAUCUACUAGUUAUAAUUUUUAUUGCAGCGAAUUUUAUUCAAAUCUCCGGGCCUCGUGUAAUUUUUUAAAUCCUAUUGAUAAAGCAAACACGAAUGAUAGACCAAUAAAAAAUCCAAAUAUAAUUGUGGCUAAUAAAUUCGUUUAAAUAAUGCUUUUUUACAGCUUUAUUAACGCUUCGUCAUUACAUUAUAGCCCUGACUUCUACCUGUAGUGUUACCAGUUGUAGAUCAAUUCAUUGAACUUUA